Pelmatolapia mariae (spotted tilapia) is the source of this 2029-nucleotide messenger RNA. It is a transcript of the gene carnmt1, whose product is annotated as carnosine N-methyltransferase 1. Bases 395 to 1558 code for a protein of 387 amino acids. Gene Ontology annotation, cellular component: nucleus; cytosol. NCBI's taxonomy places the organism in Eukaryota, Metazoa, Chordata, Actinopteri, Cichliformes, Cichlidae. The transcript has 7 exons. Gene Ontology annotation, biological process: carnosine metabolic process. Gene Ontology annotation, molecular function: carnosine N-methyltransferase activity. The record is from RefSeq and is a predicted model, not a curated record.
UAAAGGUGGACCACAUUAUAUAAAAGAAAGAAUAAAAUACAGCCCGGAGGAGGAGGCCAGGCUGGAAAGGAAACAUUUCUGGAGAAUAAUUGAUGCUUUUAGAUAUUACAGGUAUGAAAAGGUGUUUUGAAAUAAAGACAGGCCGCGGGUGUUUUGUGUCAAUACAUGGCAGUGUUAGCAAAUAAUAGCAUAGAGAAGAACACAAAGUCUAAAGGAAAAAAAGGGCUUACUGAUGUGCUUAAACUGUAUUUAAACGUUAAAUAGCGACACCUACUUUUGAACUAACUCUGCUCGCUGCAUUUGACCUCUUUUGAUCAGCCCUUUCUGCCUUUCACACUGCUCACAACACACUUAAAUACAGUGAAAGAGAAAAAAAGUGAACCUUGUGCACAGCAUGGUUAUGGUGAUCAGUGUAGCUGGUGAAGCCUGGGUCUCAGCUCUGUGUCUUCCUGCCAGGAUCCAUGUUCAGGAGCAGGUCAAACGCGCGGAGCGUCAGUUUCAGAGUCUUCCGCAACACCACCAGGAUCUGCUGCCGCACGUUUUGUCCAACCUAGCCCAGAUUGGCCAGUGUGCGGACCACAACCAGGAGGUGCUGCAGGCUAUCGUCCACCACAGCCUCCACAUGUUUGAGAACAUGGAAUACGGAGAGAGGCAGGAGGAUCCAAGGAAGAUUCGUCCAUCCUCUACAUUUGACAUGGACAAACUUAAGUCCACCAUAAAACAGUUUGUGAGAGACUGGAGUGAGUCAGGCCAGGCUGAGAGGGACUCCUGCUAUAAGCCCAUCAUCCAAGAGAUCCAAAGACUUUUCCCAAGUGAUCAAUAUGAUGUGUCUAAGGUGAGCGUGCUGGUUCCGGGUGCUGGGCUUGGCCGUCUAGCCUGGGAGAUAGCUCGGCUGGGUUACAUGUGCCAGGGAAACGAAUGGAGCUUCUUCAUGCUCUUCUCCUCAAACUUUGUUCUCAAUAGGUGUGAAAAGGUGAAUGCUCUGACACUCUACCCCUGGAUCCAUCAGUUUAGCAACAACAAGCGAUCCUCUGACCAAACACGACCAAUCAGAUUCCCUGAUGUCAACCCUCAGAGCUUGUCACUAAGUGCAGACUUCUCCAUGGUAGCAGGGGACUUUGUGGAGGUCUACAAUGAGCCAGAGUCCUGGGACUGUGUGGCUACCUGCUUCUUCAUCGACACGGCUCAUAAUGUGUUGGAGUAUGUGGAAACUAUCUGGAAGAUUCUUAAGCCUGGUGGAGUGUGGAUCAACCUGGGUCCACUGCUGUAUCACUUUGAGAACAUGGCCAAUGAGCUCUCAGUUGAGCUUAGCUACGAAGACAUUAGGACAGCAAUGGUCAGAUUUGGCUUCCACAUCGAGGUGGAGAAGGAGUCAAUGCAGACCACCUACACAGAGAACGACCGGUCGAUGCUGAGAUACGUUUACGACUGUGCCUACUUUGUUGUGCGGAAGCCUGCAGAGCUGCAGUACUUUAACGGUCAAAACGAAGACCAGCUACAAAACUCUCCACCGGCUGCUAAGUCGCCACGCCGAGAGGGUCCCGACAGCCCGACGUGACAAGAUGUCCUUUGACAAAACCAAGUGAAAGCAUAAGAGCACAAUCCUUGGCUGAGAAAUGACAACAAAGGAAAAGGAAUUUUUUCCUUUUGGCCAGAUAUAUUUUUAAAAAUGUCUGCCCGAAUCCACAAGACCUUGAAGUGGCUCAAAAUGGGGAAUGUAAUAUGAAGUAAGGUGAUGUGAUAUGAAGUAAAGUGAUCUGUACCAUCUGAACAAAAGUCAAAAUACUGGGUCUGAGAUGAAUCACUUACCAUUGGCUGCUACUUUGUGUUUGUGGUUUGUGUGUCAGCUGCUGGCCACGAAGACCAUCAUUUUGUUUUUAGUGUGUGCAUGUGAUAGGAGAAUGUGAUGUGAAUGCCUGCUUUUGAAAUCUUUCCUUUUUUUUCUUUUUUUCUUUUAUGUGCCAAUAACUACAUCUAAUAUUUUUUUUAUAUUGUUUGUUUUGGACUGUCAUCACACUUUGAAAUAAAG